Messenger RNA from Fopius arisanus, 1985 nucleotides. RefSeq names its product acyl-CoA Delta(11) desaturase. Gene Ontology annotation, molecular function: iron ion binding; stearoyl-CoA 9-desaturase activity. Lineage: Eukaryota; Metazoa; Arthropoda; Insecta; Hymenoptera; Braconidae. Gene Ontology annotation, biological process: unsaturated fatty acid biosynthetic process. The record is from RefSeq and is a predicted model, not a curated record. Gene Ontology annotation, cellular component: endoplasmic reticulum membrane. Bases 176 to 1300 code for a protein of 374 amino acids. The transcript is spliced from 5 exons.
CGCUCAUCCAUCCCCGUAUUUCGUUGUGAACACGCGAACAGAACGGAUCUGUUUUUCAUUGGUGAUUCGAUAAAUAUAUUUAAUUAACAAUCUGUUUUUUUUUUUAAAUCACUCCCUGGGAAUUUUCACCAGAUACACGUCCUGAUUCACUGCAUCCAACAUCAUAUCCUGAAUCAUGGCGCCGAAUCUCUUUGGCAGUUCGGCGACCCUCUUCCUGGAGGCAUCGCAGAGUGCCGAAGCUAAUAAAUCAACGACAGAAUUAAAAACAGUUUCAACAACACCAUUAGACAAAUCAACCAAACAAUCAAAAUACAAAUGGCGAAUUGUCUGGAGAAAUGUGAUAGCCUUCGUCUACCUGCACGUAGCUGCACUCUACGGCAGCUACCUGCUGUUCUUCAAAGCCAACAUCCUAACCUUCAUCUUCUUCUUCACAGUGGGAACAGCUUCAGCAGUUGGAAUAACAGGUGGUGCCCACCGACUCUGGGCCCACAGAUCAUACAAAGCUAAAUUACCAAUGAGAAUUCUCCUCAUGGUAUUCCAAACCCUCGCCUUCCAGAAUCACAUCUACGAGUGGGUGAGAGAUCACCGAGUCCACCACAAAUUUACAGACACAGAUGCCGAUCCCCACAACGCUAAAAGAGGCUUUUUCUUCUCGCACAUGGGGUGGUUGCUAGUUCGCAAACACCCAGACGUCAUCAACAAGGGAAAAACCGUGGAUAUGAGCGAUCUCGAUGCUGAUCCAGUGGUAGUAUGGCAGAGACGACUCUACCUACUCCUCAUGCCCCUCAUAUGUUUUCUCAUUCCCACCUGGAUACCAAUUCACUUCUGGAAUGAAAGACCAAUGUACGCAUGGUACAUAACAGUAUUCAGAUACACCAUGUCCCUGAAUCUCACAUGGCUAGUCAAUUCAGCAGCCCACAUAUGGGGCACAAAACCAUACGACAAAUCCAUAAGCCCAACCGACAAUUUCAAGAUAGCACUUGGUGCAUUUGGCGAAGGCUGGCACAAUUAUCACCACGUGUUUCCCUGGGAUUACAAAGCAGCCGAGCUUGGUGAUUACCGUGGCAAUUUUACGACAGGUUUCAUUGAUUUUUUCGCAUCAAUUGGACAGGCAUACGACCUCAAGACCGUACCAAUCUCCAUGAUUGAAAAACGUGCUGCUAGAACUGGCGAUGGUACGCGUGUAAAACAGGAUAAUGAUCACGAGCAUUCACACGAGGGGGCAAUAUGGGGAUGGGGUGACGCUGACAUGUCACCCGAGGAGAUACAAGACGUGGAGAUAAGCAACAAGUGUGACUAAAUUAUUAUCAAUAAUUAACUCGAGUGAAAUGACUAUUUAAUCGCGUUUGACUGAUUUUUCAUCGGCCACAAUAUCCACCUAGUUUUCCCUAUGCUCCACACAAUUUUAUGAAAAUUUCAGUCACAAACGGGCGUGAUUAUUAACGAGACUUUGUGGUGAUAUUUCAAUUAUUCAAUUUUAUAUGACGCGACUAAAACAAAUAGAAUAAUAUACGUGACAGAAAAAAAAAAGAGGAGAAAAUACGCGUUCGAUUGCUUGAAAGUUAAGUCUUCCGUUUACACGUAAAGAUAUAUCAUUUCGCAUGUAUGAUUCAUUAUUUUUUAUACAAUGCAUUGUGGAUGGGGGCAAACGCUGUCAGAAUAUUGACAAAACAGCACAAGACUAAGAGGAAAAUAUUAAUGAAACAAAUAGUAUCAAUCGGUAUGGCUGAGAGCUCAGCUCACACUCUUCCCCCUUUUUUUUUUCCAAGAUUUUAUUUUGUAAGAUUGGAAUAUUGUAGAAUUUUUCUUCACCUCUGACUCGGGUCUCAGAGGAUUGAAAAAAAUAAAACAAAAAAAAAAAAAAACCAUAGACAAUAACAAUUUAGAAUGGCCUAAUCAUCCACAUUUGUUCUCCCGCACAUUACCAACCGUUUUAUCUUAAUAUUUACAUUGUAUUUAUGAAUAAAUUAUUAUUACGAUCAAUA